AUGACUUUUCUUUUUCAUUUUUUGUUAACAGUGCUUACAAGAUUUAAAGCAGGAAGUAAUGCAGAAAUGUUGGUUACUCCUUCUGGUCCAACAUAAGAGUUAACACUGAUUUCUUUAAGGGGAAGUCUUUGGUAAAUUCUUUCAGUAGAAUCAACAAUGUAUUUUUGGAGAGCAGCACCGUCUAAGUUCUUGUCAGCUUCAACUGUUUUCUUAAACAUUUCAAGUAAUUAAAGCUUGUUGGGUUUGACGCUUAAUUGA
Tetrahymena thermophila SB210 is the source of this 258-nucleotide messenger RNA. RefSeq lists its product as hypothetical. The transcript has 2 exons. Lineage: Eukaryota; Ciliophora; Oligohymenophorea; Hymenostomatida; Tetrahymenidae. The record is from RefSeq and is a predicted model, not a curated record.